This is a messenger RNA of Recurvomyces mirabilis, 255 nucleotides long. RefSeq lists its product as uncharacterized. Bases 1 to 255 code for a protein of 84 amino acids. The transcript has a single exon. Lineage: Eukaryota; Fungi; Ascomycota; Dothideomycetes; Mycosphaerellales; Teratosphaeriaceae. The record is from RefSeq and is a predicted model, not a curated record.
AUGGAUAGUGACGAGUUCGACGAUCAGGAGCCCGUCAAAAAGGCCAAGAAGUGUGUCGGCCAGGCUAGUAAGAAGGGCAAGGAGAAGAAGACCAGCCUAUCUGACGAGCCUGUCAGCGAUGGCUUUACAGCCGGAGCCAAACUCGAUGAUAAUGGUGUCGCUACCGAGACAAGAUAUCCUGUCGAAGUACCCUUUCUCGUCACCAAUGCAUACACAAACAUCCAGACUUUCACAGAGCUACAUGAGGAGUACUAA